AUGAUGGUAAAAUCAGACAUCCGGCUGAUGCAGAGGCAUGGAAGCAUGUGGAUAGAACUUUUCCUUCGUUUGCAUGGUAAAAUCAGACAUCCGGCUGAUGCAGAGGCAUGGAAGCAUGUGGAUAGAACUUUUCCUUCGUUUGCAAAUGAGUGCAGGAAUGUUAGACUAGGGUGGGAAUUUUUAUUUGGAUACCAGGGAAAGUUCAAGCAUUCUCUUCGGGAGUGGAGACAUGAGAUAAAGAAGAAAUGCUUUGCUUAUUUCACUCACAACUGGGAGAGGAUAUACAAGCGAGAUAAGAGGGUUGAGCCUGAGCACUUAGCUGCACUUAUAAUAUUGUGGGGCCAAGAGGAGCACCAGGAAAAAUGUAGGAGAAAUAAACUUAAUCGAUGGAAAAAAGAUUAUGAUCAUCAUACGGGGACUACUUCAUUUGCCCAGAUUGAGGAUCAAUUUUGUAGGACAACGAACGCUCCCUUUAUCCCACUACCAGAACUGCACAGGAGAACGAUGAUUCAAUUUAAGAAGGGGUACGAUGAGGAUGAGACUAAGAAACAAAAGCUAGAAUUGGCCAAGAAAAUGCAGGAAGCUCUGGAAAACACGUAUUCUGAGGUUGUUACACAGAGCCAAGAGCCCCUGACUAGAGAGCAGAAUUAUAAUGUGAGCCAUUUAGUUUGUAGUCUUCCCAAAAAGGGGAGGACCAGGUGGAUGGGAGUUGGAGCUCAGAGGGUGUCUACACAAUUCCAGCCUCCGCCGAUUUCCACACCCUCGACUAUGCCAUCGGGGCCCUCUUACAUGCCGCAGGAGGAUUGCACUCAGCAGGCGAUGCAGCUUGUUUCCUCUGUGAUGAGUAUGUUAGAUGGUCAGAUUCCCGAGGAGAUGUGGGAGGAUAUUCAAGAGGAGCUUAUGCGAGUGAUCCAGCCUACUGCUACUUUUGCGAUGGUUUCUAGGCAAAUAAUGAAAUCUUGUAGAAGGCGGGUUCCUACUCGGGUGCAAAGCCAGAUUAUGAACUUCUUGGCCACUCAAAAGGCAUUUACUGAGUGGAGAUGAUGCUAUUGGGAGCACGAGUCGUAGGGAUGGAGCCGCUAGUGGCAACAUGGACGAUGACA
Asparagus officinalis (garden asparagus) is the source of this 1103-nucleotide messenger RNA. RefSeq lists its product as uncharacterized. NCBI's taxonomy places the organism in Eukaryota, Viridiplantae, Streptophyta, Magnoliopsida, Asparagales, Asparagaceae. The coding region runs from base 1 to 1044 and encodes 347 amino acids. The transcript is spliced from 6 exons. The record is from RefSeq and is a predicted model, not a curated record.